Messenger RNA from Nicotiana tabacum (common tobacco), 1848 nucleotides. The record is from RefSeq and is a predicted model, not a curated record. NCBI's taxonomy places the organism in Eukaryota, Viridiplantae, Streptophyta, Magnoliopsida, Solanales, Solanaceae.
CAUCUUCUUUUAAGUUUUAACCUCCACACCGCCAGCCACUCUGUCAACAGUUUGGAGUCGUAAAAUCUGAGCAAAGCUAACAACUAGUUGCAGUUAUAUCAUCACAACGUGCCACGGCCCCAUUCUCCUCCCCCAUACCAAUCUUCUACAUACUCUCACUUUCCUAAACCCUACACUUCGUAUAUCCUUUCCUCUCUCUCUUUCUCCAUUUCUCUGUUUAGUAUGUUUCUCUAAUCGCUGGUGCAUAAACAAACAAACAAACAAGAAUGGCGGAAAAUUCAUCUACAGAAGACUUAAUCUGUUUACAUGGAGAUUUGGAGCUUCACAUCGUUCAAGCGCGUCAUUUACCCAACAUGGACUUAACUUCCGAGCGUCUUCGCCGUUGCUUCACCGCCUGUGAUGUCUGCCGGAAUCCUCCGACUGACUCCACCGCCGCCGACCACGACGGAGACUAUGACGUUCCCAAUGUAAAGAAAAACCCCGAUCAAAAAAUCCAUCACCGGAGAAUAAUCACUAGCGACCCUUACGUCACUGUGUCGGCACCUCACACUGCCCUCGCCCGUACACGUGUCUUACCCAACUCCCAAAACCCUGUUUGGGAUGAACAUUUUCAUAUCCCUUUAGCACACCCUAUCGACUGCUUAGAAUUUCGCGUUAAAGACGAUGACGUUUUCGGUGCUCAAGUUAUGGGUAAGGUUAGAAUUCCGGCCGAAAAAAUCGCCACCGGUGAGAUUAUUUCCGGCUGGUUUUCCGUUAUUGGCGCUUCAGGAAAACCUCCUAAACCUAACACGGCUCUUCAGCUAUGGAUGAAAUUCGUUCCAUAUGAUACAAACCCAUUGUACAAGCAAGGUAUUGCUUCAGAUCCUCAACAUUUAGGUGUAAGGAAUACGUAUUUUCCGUUGAGGAAAGGGAGCUCAGUGAAGCUGUACCAAGAUGCUCAUAUAAGCAAUAGUUUUAAGCUUCCGGAAAUUGAGUUGGAAAAUAAUAGAGUGUAUGAAAACAAUAGAUGUUGGGAAGAUAUAUGCUAUGCAAUUUCAGAGGCCCAUCACUUGGUUUACAUAGUUGGGUGGUCUGUUUUUCACAAGAUCAAAUUGAUUCGAGAGCCCACUAGGCCAUUGCCGCGUGGCGGUGACUUGACACUUGGUGAAUUGCUUAAAUAUAAGUCCCAAGAAGGGGUGCGCGUUCUGUUAUUAGUUUGGGAUGAUAAAACUUCCCAUGAUAAGUUCUUUAUUAACACGGCGGGAGUAAUGGGAACUCACGAUGAGGAGACCAAGAAGUUCUUUAAGCAUUCCUCUGUGAUCUGUGUUUUGUCGCCACGUUACGCUAGCAGUAAGCUUAGCAUUAUCAAGCAACAGGUUAACUUUCAUAACCACUUGCUCAUUUGUUAGAUUUAAUGUACCCUGACAUCGUUUGAUUGCUGACUUCUCAAGUACCUGUGAAGUUAUUGCCUCUUAAACCAUUUCAUUUCAAUAGUUUGCAUUCAGAAUCAGGCAUUCGAUAUGACGGAGAGUGUUCUUUUUGAUGAAUUGAUAGAAAAUAUUCUUGUAAGUUUGUGGAAGAAGAUAGGGAUCAAGGAAGAGCUGAAAUGGUUCAGCAGAACAGCAUAAUAGAUGAAUGUUUGCCUUGUGUUGCUUGACACAAUAUUGUCCUGAAUGAGUGGACUAAAGAAAUAUAGUUCUUCUAAAGCAGCAGAACUUGAGGUUUUGAUAGGCUGUGUGAAGCUAAAUUUUGUUUGGAUUGCAUAAAUGUUCUCUUCUGAGAGGCCCUUCAAUGUUUUACAACAACAACAACAAAAAACCCAAUAUGUUCCCACCAGGUGGGGUCUGGGAGGGUAGUCUGUACGCAGAC